AUGGCGCAGAGUACAUUGGUUCUGCUCAUCGAAAUAUUAUUUCUGGUGAGUUGUGUGAGUCAUAUCGCCACGACAGCAGCGGAUUAUGACGGAGAUGUGAUUCACGUCGCCGGAAAAGUAUUGUGCCAAGACUGCUCUCUUAGCUACGAGCAAUGGAUCAACGGUUCUGAACCCAUCAAAGGGGCUGUUGUAUCAAUCACUUGUAUGGACGAGAGGAGAAGAGUGGGAUACUAUGGCAGCGACAAGACCGAUGAGAGAGGCCAGUUCGAUCUAAUUGUCAAAAAAGUCCUUUACGACGGCAAGGUUCUCAAGCCUCAACUUUGUAAUGUUCGGCUCGUGUCUUCGCCGGACCAGUCAUGUAAUAUUCCGACCAAUUUUGGUGAUGGCCAAACCGGAGUGAAGCUAGUUCGACCGUUCACGGUUUUCCAGGAUUUGGUUAAGUAUGUGGUCGGACCAUUUUAUUAUACCACCCCCAUGUGUGAGAUCCCUAAAACUGAAAACGACUACUAA
Molecule: messenger RNA, 510 nt
Organism: Arabis nemorensis
Lineage: Eukaryota; Viridiplantae; Streptophyta; Magnoliopsida; Brassicales; Brassicaceae
Source: the annotation of a GenBank genome assembly